UAACAGGCACUUAAAAAAAAAGAGUUCAGUGAAAGAAGCUGUUUAUAUUUUAAGCUGCUUUUCAUUUACAUUGCCUUUUAUCGGUGUUCAUGUCAGUAUUUGCAGUUUCCUGUCUACUCUUCUUGACAGUGGCCAGACAGUAUUAGCAGUCAGUUAAUGUAGUCUUGGAUUAUGAAGAAUAACAAGCAUACAGUGCAUCUGGAAAUUAUUCACAGCCCACUUUUUCCACAUUUUGUUAUGUGGCAGCCUUAUUCCAAAAGGGAUUAAAUUCAUUAUUUUCCUCAAAAUUCUACAAACAAUACCCCAUAAUGACAACAUGAAAUAAGUUUGUUUGAAAUCUUUGCAAAUUUAUAAAAAUAAAUAAAUAAAUAAAAAAUCACAUGUACAUAAGUAUUUACAGCCUUUUGCUCAAUACUUUGUUGAAGCACCUUUGGCAACAAUUACAGCCUCAAGUCUUUUUGAAUAUGAUGCUACAAGCUUGGCACACCUAUUUUUGGGCUGUUUCUCCCAUUCUUCUUUGCAGGACCUCUCAAGUUCCAUCAGGUGGGAUGGGAAGCGUCGAUGCACAGCCAUUUUCAGAUUUCUAAGGAGAUGUUCAAUCAGGUUCAAGUCUGGGCUCUGGCUGAGCCACUCAAGGACAUUCACAGAGUUGUCCCGUAGUCACUCCUUUGUUAUCUUGGCUGUGUUCUUACGCCGUGUCCUAAGCAGACGCGACGUGACGCCAUGACACGUGAUAAAAGAUAACAAACCAAAAACAAUCAUCACAAAACAAAAGUGGUUUGAGCCCUUCUACACUGGGGAGAAAGUCCAGCUUGGUUGUAACAUGCCUGGUGAUGGAUGGAAGUAUGACUGGUAUGAAGGCUCAAAAAACUUGAUCACAAAUCCAACUUUCACUAUAAGCUCAGCAUCUCCCUCUAACACUGGUGUCUAUCACUGCAAAGCAAAGAGAGGAGACUUCUCAGUGGACAGUGAGACUCUACGAGUGCAAGUUAAAGAUCUGCCUGAAGCACGAGUCCAGUCAGAAUGGACAGAAGCAUUUCCUGGUGAAAAAGUGUCUUUGCAGUGUGUGAUUCCUGGAUCUCAAAACUGGAUCUAUAAGUGGUUCAAGGGCUCAGAAAAUGUUGUCUCCAGUGAUGAAAGAAGCAUAAAAGACAACACUCUCACUCUCUCAGUGAAGUCCGGUCAUGAAGGAGAGUAUGCGUGUCAAGCUGAGCUGGAGGGCAGGACAGUCACAACUGCAAAAAGCAAAACACAUUUGUUAACAGUUCAUGGAUCGAAGCCAACAGUCGUUCUGAAGCAAGAUCCAUUAUACCCAGAGAUCUACACGGGGGAACAAGUCAAACUCAUUUGUAGCAUUGAAGAGAAGACAUCAAAAUGGCAAUAUCAGUGGCAAAAACAUUCAGUGCUAGUAAACGAUCACACUUACACUAUCCCAAGUGCUACACUCGAUCAAAACGGGGAAUACACUUGCACCAUAACAAGGAGAGAAAUGACAUACACAGAGUCCACAAAAUUGAAUAUAAGAGAGCCGCCUCGACCAAAACUGUCAAUAGAGUCUCAAUGGAAAACAUUUUACCCAACUGAAAAAGUGACUCUGAAGUGUUCAAUUGAUGGAGGUUCAAAUGAAUGGGGCUAUGAAUGGUUUAGAAACAGAAUUGCGAUUUCAGUUGACAAGGACUUUUCUGGAGACACACUCUCAAUCAGCUCAGCAAAAGCGAGUCAUUCAGGACAGUAUACCUGCGAAGGAAAACACCUGAAGCGAACUCCAGUGACUACAAGACGAGCAAAACCUUUGCAACUUGAUAUUUAUGAUAACACACCAAAACCAAUUAUCACAAAACAAAAGUGGUUUGAGCCCUUCUACACUGGGGAGGAAAUCCAGCUUGGUUGUAAUAUGUCUGGUGAUGGAUGGAAGUAUGACUGGUUCAGCAACUCAGAAACCUUGAUCACAGAUCCAACCUUCACUAUCAGCUCUGCAUCUCCCCCUAACACUGGUGUUUAUCACUGCAAAGCAAAGAGAGGAGACUUCUCAGUGGACAGUCAGACUCUACGAGUGCGAGUUCAAGAGCCACCUCAACCAAAACUGUCAAUAGAGUCUGAAUGGAAAACAUUUUACCCAACUGAAAAAGUGAAUCUGAAGUGUUCAAUUGAUGGAGGUUCAAACGAAUGGGGCUAUGAAUGGUUUAGAAACGGAGCUCAGCUUUCAGUUGACAAGGACAUUUCCUUUUCUGGAGACACACUCUCAAUCAGCUCAGCAAAAUUGAGUCAUUCAGGACAGUAUACCUGCAAAGGAAAACACCUGAAGAGAACUCCAGUGACUACAGGACAAACAGAAGCUUUGAAACUUCAUAUUCAUGUUGAUACACCAAAACCACAUAUCAGAAAAGAUCAGUGGUUUGAGUUCUUCUACAUUGAGGAGGAAGUCCAGCUUGGCUGCAACAUGUCUGGUGAUGGUUGGGAAUUUCACUGGUAUAAAAACUCAAAAACCUUGAUAGCAAAACCCAGUUACACCAUCAAAUCAGCAUCUCUCUCUGACACUGGUGUCUAUCACUGCAAAGCAAAGAGAGGAGCCUUCUCAGUGGACAGUGAGACUCUACAAGUGCAAGUUCAAGUGCGUCCACCUGCAGUUCUGAGUCUGGAGACUGAAUUGAGCGACAUCAUAUCUGGAAAUAUCCUGACCCUCAGAUGUAACGUCUCAGACGGCAGACAGUGGAGCUACGCCUGGUUCGAAAACGGACAGAAGCUCAAUGGGUCGUCAGAUAUGUUCAAAGUGACAGCAACUGAAGAAACUAUUAAAAGUGAAUUCAAGUGCAAGGGAAUAAGGACAGAGAGACCACUGUACUCCGCUCUGAGUGAGGGCUUCACGGCCAAUAAUAUUAUAUUAAAAAGAAAAAUUCUGCUGGCCAUCUCAGGAUGUCUCAUCUGCUGUAUUAUAAUUCUGAUCAUUGGAUGCCUUGUUCUAAGAUUCACACGUAAACCAGAGAAAAAAGAAACAGUACAAGAGGACUUGUUUUUCUCAAUGGCAGACUCUAAGAACCAAACUGCUUCACCCCUGGAGGAGUACAUGGACAACAGUCCCACAGAGAUGGAAGAAUGUGAGGAAAAAGAAGAACUGCUCACUGAUUGUGUUUCAGCUGUUCAUGAAGAUGAUGUGAUUAAAGUUCCACGUCUCCAUUCUCUUUCGUCUCCAUUCUCCAGCUCCUUGCUCCUGUCUCCAGUCCAGUGUUAUCGUCCUACAAACAAAGGAAAGUGCUCAGAUUAUAUUCAUCAGUGACUGUUAAAUGUGUGUGUGUGUGUGUGUGUGUGUGUGUGUGUGUGUGUGGCUACUCACCUGUUCUGUGUCCAUCCUGCUGCAAUCACAUUCCAUAUCCAUCAUUGCAAAGCCUGUUUUCAUUUAUACUUACUAUCUCCCUGUUCUGUGUUCUGUGACACAAAGCACAUAACAUUACAAUAAUAAUGAAUGUAAACAACUUACAGAGCUCUACUUGUACCACCUGACUGCUGCAGAUUAAUUUCGCUGUUGACAUAGAAAAAAAUAAAUAAAUCCAUGUCUGAGGAACAGUUCAGUGGCCUGUUGCAUGAAGCUAGUUGAACAAUCUCUGAGUUUCAGAGUAGGUUUGGAGUUGACAAAUCCAGAUAAAUCCAACCUGGUUUAGAUCAGGAUCAGCUGUUGCACAACGCUCGGUAUAAACUUUCUCUGUCAACUCAGGUUUAAUCCAGAGUUUGCAAAGCGCGUGCAUCUGAAAGUGUGACACGUGCGGCAAACAGCUAAUCACACGGAACAAGGAGAAUGUCAGUUUGAUUCACUUCUCGUGAGAGAGACGCGCAAUUCAUGUCUCUUCCGAAGAUUAAGAGAUCUUUAUGAAAAAUAUGAAAUUAAAUGCAUUUACAAUGCAGGAAUAAACACUGAUGCAGUGAACGUUUGAGAAGGCAGCUGAAGGAAAAUAUAUGACUAUAUCAAUGCAUGUGAAUCAAACAAAUAGACCAAAUAAUUAAUAUAGUUUCACAAAGAGCUCAAAAGAAUACAUGUAACCUUAAUCUGUUUAAAAGCUUUAUGUAUUAUGUAUGUAUUGUAUUUAUUUUAAUUUAAAAGCAAAGUUUAAUAUUGUCAAUUAAUAUAAUAGGCCUAAUUAUAAGAAUGUCAUGAAUUAUUCAUCAUUUUAAUUUAUUUAAUAUAAAUAUAAUGAAUAAUUAACAACAAAUGUUGAGAAAUUUUGUCUCUAAAAUGUUUUCACUAUAAACUGAUUUAAUUUGGAGCGACAGAUACAGGGGGAGUGGCUUUAUUGCAUCAGAUACAUGUCACUUUACUCACAGCUGAUUGGUCCAGUUUUGGUUUGUGAUCUCUAACUCAGAAUAAAACCUGCUCCAGAGCAGGUUAGCCAUGUAGCGUAAGUUACCAUACCAAUGAACCCCGCUAAAAACCAAUCCACCUUCAUAAACCCGAAAAACCAGAGUUUACUCAAACUAAUCUUGAACUUACCUGAGUAGCAACUGAAACUGGCUUUGUGCAACAGGCCACUGGGUAGAACAUCACGGUUGCCAUCUCGUAGUUACGGUUAUGAUGGUGCAGCAUAAGAUCAUUGUUUUAGUUCAAGAGGAACUGUAAAAGGUGGCUGCUGUUUGUUUUUGGCGCUUGGUGACUGUCUGUCUACAACUCUACAUAGCCUUAUCGUGCUAUGUAUGGAAAUACAUAUAUGUUGACAGGCAGGUAGGACAUCGGACCGAAUACAAUGAUUGGAAGUACAUUUUUUGAUCCUGAGACUUCCACAGAACAUAUAUUUACAUGCUAUCAGGAUGUGAAGAGAAUUUCAACUAGUAUAACAAAAAGACACCCUACCUUUAAUAUUGUUUAAUUUAAAUUCAAAUUUCUGCAGUACUCAAGUAGCUGGAGUGGCUUAAUUUUUUUGAGUAAUCAACUUAAAAAUUUGUUCAUGUUACAAUUUUUUUUAUUUCCUCUACAUAAUUUCAUUCAAAGUUGUCAUUACUUAAAACAGUUGAUGAAAAAGUUGUUGUUGAGCCAACACAUUAUUUUUUAGAGUGUACAUUACACUGUUAAUAAUAAAGGUUCCAAAUGGAUUUUUUCACAGUGAUGAAGAACCAAAUAACUUUUAGUGAUCAGUUCUUAAAAGACCCAUUUGUCUUAGUUUGGAAAACAUUUUAAUAAACUUUUUUGAACUAUAAAUAACCUUCAGUGCAAUGAAAAGGUUCCACUGGUAUUAAAAGUUUUUCAUGGAACAAUCAAUGUCAAUAAAGAAUUUUUAUUUUUAAGAGUGUACAUAAAAUACAGGAGUAUAAUAAAGUUUCUGAGCAAUAAUUCA
Molecule: messenger RNA, 5318 nt
Organism: Ctenopharyngodon idella (grass carp)
Lineage: Eukaryota; Metazoa; Chordata; Actinopteri; Cypriniformes; Xenocyprididae
Product: Fc receptor-like protein 2
Exons: 14
Coding region: 824-3274 (816 amino acids)
Biological process (GO): cell surface receptor signaling pathway
Molecular function (GO): transmembrane signaling receptor activity
Source: RefSeq, a predicted model, not a curated record